AUGAAGUACAUUCUUUCGCUGUCUCUGCUGAGUGUGGUCUUUGCCCUCCCUGCGCCCCAGGGCGGCCCCGACCCCGCCGACCAUGCAUACGACAAGUUUGAAUUCCGGGUUGGGCACAUAAACAACAACGGCGACAAGGCUUACGCCGCGUGGGUCGCGGGCGAAAGCUCGUGCAACCAGCGCAACCGCAUCGGCGAAGGCGUCACCAGCUGGUGCGAGAACGGCGGCCGGUGGGCCACCGUGCCGUACCCGGAGGCGCCCAACGGCCAGAUCGAGAUAAAGUUCAUCUGCGACCCCGCGGACACGGAGUAUGGACACGUCACCUACCAGCUGAAGUCUGGAAAGGAUGGCUCAUGCACCAAGGCCGACGAGAACUUCCCCAAGUGCCCCGAGGUCAGGACGGUUCUGAACUGCGUUCCCAACCCGUAA
This is a messenger RNA of Lasiodiplodia theobromae, 429 nucleotides long. RefSeq names its product Replication factor C subunit 4. The record is from RefSeq and is a predicted model, not a curated record. The coding region runs from base 1 to 429 and encodes 142 amino acids. The transcript has 3 exons. Lineage: Eukaryota; Fungi; Ascomycota; Dothideomycetes; Botryosphaeriales; Botryosphaeriaceae.